Messenger RNA from Ilyonectria robusta, 2685 nucleotides. RefSeq lists its product as uncharacterized. The transcript has 2 exons. Gene Ontology annotation, molecular function: protein binding; RNA binding. Lineage: Eukaryota; Fungi; Ascomycota; Sordariomycetes; Hypocreales; Nectriaceae. The record is from RefSeq and is a predicted model, not a curated record. Gene Ontology annotation, biological process: ribosomal small subunit biogenesis. Gene Ontology annotation, cellular component: nucleolus. Bases 1 to 2685 code for a protein of 894 amino acids.
AUGACGGUCGAGCGUCUCGAAAUUGAAGAGCUUCAACAGAAGCUCUACAAGCGCAUCGGACUGGAUGCGCCCGAGCCAAGCCAAGCCAGGAACCCAAGACAAGGAGGACGCCCGACUCACCAGUUAUCUCGAAAGGAACAGCGAAAGGCCCAACGAGUUCAGAAGAGAGGCCACAUCUACUCGAGGCCAACCCAGCCUGAGCGAAAGACCCCCCAGUCAUACAGGCAGACAAAGCACAAUGGUUUCCAGGUAUCCAAACCAAAACUAAACCAAAAUCAACACAACGCACCAAAACCCAAGGCACUAAAGCCCGAGGACGAUGACGAGAAUGAGUCUGACGAGGAAGAGGUCGACGACGACCAUGAGGAGGAGGAGGAGGAAGAUGAGGAUGAGGAUGAGGAUGAGGAUGAAGUUGAGAUCUCUUUAGACGAAAGUGACGAAGAGAACGAACUCAACGAGGAGGAGGAGGAAGAUGAUGACGACGAUGCUGGGAACGAGGCCCAGGAAUCGACCAAGAAAAAGGCCGUGCCGAGGGCAGCCCAGGAGAGACUCGCCCAGGACGACGCGGAAAUCGAAGCGUUUGAGAGAAAGCUGGGUAUCAAGAAGGGCAGGAAAUCCUUGCCUCAAUCCUUCAAGGAAGACGGACUCGACGAACUCAUGGGCGAGUUGGGCGGUGAGUCUGAUCAGAGCGAAGAAGAUGAAAACAAGAAGCGGAAGAGCGAGUACGACGACUGGCUCGCUUCCAAGAGGAGGAAGACCGCGCAACCGUGGAAGGCGGGCAAGGCUCGGGGUGAAAGCGCUGAAGAAGAUGACGACUUGGACAUUGAGGGAGACUCUGCAGACGAGGACGAGGAUUUGGAUAUGCUCGACGAGGAUGACGAUGAGGAUAUGGACGGCUUUGAUGAGGAGUCGUUUGAAGGCUUCGACUCGGACAUGGACAAAACACCCGCUCAACCGCGACAAAGAGAAAACCCAUACGUGGCGCCUACUACUGGAGUAACGGUUGCUAAAUAUGUCCCCCCGUCACUCCGCAAAGCUGCCGGGACGGAGGAAGAGCACAGGAGCCGACUACGCAAACAAAUACAGGGUUUGAUCAAUCGUCUUACGGAUGGAAACAUUUUGUCAAUCGUUCAGUCGGUGGAAGAGCUCUACCAGAACAAUGCUCGUGGCGACGUCACGGAUAUCAUUACCGACUCAAUCAUGGCUCAGAUUUGUAAACCUGAGAGCUUACCUGACCAGUUCUUCGUCCUCACCGGUGGAUUUGCAGCGGCAAUUUACCGGAUUAUUGGAUCCAGCUUUGGAUCUCAUCUGAUUCGAAGAGUCGUGACGGAUUUCGGCGAGCAGUACGACCAGGCCAGUAAGGAGGCGGAUGAACAGUCUGCAAUUGCGAAAGAAGCUUCCAACAUCUUGACGUUCAUUUCUCAGCUUUACGUGUUUGAGGUUGCUAGUUGCAAAAUUGUCUUUGAUUAUAUGGAGAGGCUGCUGAGCGACCUCACCGAGAUCAAUGUCGAGCUGCUUCUCCGAAUCUGUCGCAUGGCAGGCCGCCUGCUACGACGCGAUGACCCGCAUGCAAUCAAGCACGUCGCCAGGGUUCUCAACCAGUCUGUGUCGAAGGCGGGAUACGCCAACAUUUCGAUUCGCACCAAGUUCAUGAUCGAGACAAUUACCGACCUAAAGAACAGCAAGCCCAAGGGACGAGGAUUGGACUCGGCGGUUGUGUCUGAGCACGUGCAGCGCAUGAAGAAGCGACUAGGCGAGCUCAAGUCCCAAUCCCGAAGACUAGACGGCCUUGCACCCAUGGGCGUUGGCUUAGCAGAUAUCGAGGGUGCUGAUACAAAGGGAAAAUGGUGGUUGGUUGGUGCCAGUGUCCCUGUUAAAUCAGAAAAGUCAAAGGGGGAGCGGGACGCCGAGAAGACGAAGGACGAUGCCUACGAGUCAAGUGAUAAUGAGGAUAUGGACAUGGUACUCCCGGAUUAUCCGAAGAAGGCUCGGGCCCAAGGCCUCAGCGGGACACCACAGAUUGCCAUAUUUACGGCACUCAUGUCAGCGACGAACUUUGAGCAUGGCUACAGGCAGUUUGUUAAUCUUCGUCUAAAGAAGGAUGACCAGCUGGAGAUUGCUCGAGUACUGGUUCAAUGCGUGGGAAGUGAGGUUCAGUAUAACCCGUACUACGCGUUGGUUGGGAGACAGGCCUGCGCCAACGGCCGGGUGAGGUUUGCGCUGCAGGAUCGACUCUGGAGGAUAUUCAGAGGCUUGGGAGAGUCGCUAUUUGGGGAGGAUCCGGACGACGACGAGACGGCUGACGGAGAACGGAUGAAGGACGAAAGGCGGGUUGGAAAUGUUGCACACUUUUUCGCGUCGCUCAUUGCAGACGGGACUCUGAACAUCGCCAUUCUCAAACCCCUGGAGCUGCCUGAGGCGAACACGUGGACAUCGAUGUUUGUGCAGCGGCUGAUCAUUGCAUUGCUUCACGAGUGUAGAAGCAAGGGUGCUAGCGAAGAUGCCAAGGUGGAGAAGAUGUUUGGGCCAGCGAGGGAACUGCCGGGUCUUGCUGCGGGCAUCCAUUGGAUGCUUCGGAAGAGGAUCCGUAAGACCAAGCUGAUCGGGGCCAAGGAGCUGAAAAAGCUGGAAGGCGUUCGAGAGAAGGCACAGGCGGCAGUGCAAGUUAUGGGCACCGAAGACUAG